AUGAAGUAUGCCACCGAGCUAGACUUGCUGGGCGCACUGUCGCUGCACAACACGUCGCGCGCCGGAGUCACUACCGCGCCGGGCAUGCAACCGCAGCGCACUGCAUACACUUUACAAGGAGAAUCUCGUUCGCUGCAAGUAGAAGGUGUAGCUUUCGAACGCGCCGCUGAGCUCUUGCGACGCUCCCCAGAAUUUACAGUGCUUGCUACGCUCAGGCAGGAGCCCGCCAAUUCGGGCUCUAUACUGUCAUUUUCACAUGGAUAUAAUAGGUACUUGGAGGUCCAGUCGAGCGGUCGCCGGGAUGAGGUGCGAUUACACUACGUGGCAGCCGGCGCAAGUGCGCCGCGCAUUGAGACCUUCCCAUUUCGCCUGGCUGAUGGUGCCUGGCAUCGUCUGGCACUCUCAGUAUCUGGGGCGCAAGCCACGCUCCUCGUCGACUGCCAUCCGCUCUACAGGCGACUUAUCCCGCCACCUGAUCGCAAUUUUACACAACCGCAGCUUGCUCUAUGGGUUGGACAAAGGAAUAGCAAGCAUUCUUUAUUUAAGGGUUCUCUUCAAGACAUAAGGCUCGUAAGUGGGCCUCACGGCUACUUGGCUCAAUGCCCGGGUCUCGACUCGGAAUGUCCCACGUGCGGGCAAUUUGCCCUGUUACAGGCUACUGUGCAGGAGCUCACUACACAUAUCCAUGAUCUUUCACUCAAGUUGGUUGGUACAGAGGCGAGAUUAGCACGACUCGAACAGUGUGACUGCCAGAAGUCGUGCUACUCCAACAGCACAGUCCACGCUGACGGUGCCACCUGGCAAAAAGAUUGUAAUCGCUGCUCCUGUGUGCACGGCGAGAUAACGUGCAGGCCAGUCGAGUGCGACAGAACAGAGUGUAAAAAUCCGGUAUUACAUCCAGGCGAAUGUUGUCCGACAUGUCUAAGACAAUGUUUAUUGAAGGGGAAUUUGUACGAACAUGGAGAUCGUUUUGCGCCAAAGGAGUGUGCAGAAUGCGUUUGCCAUGAUGGCAACAUGCAAUGCACGCGCGUUGAUCCUGAGAUUGCCUGUCCGCCACUGCCUUGCGACGUCGCCUACCAGUUCACAGUGCCUGGCGAAUGCUGCAAGUUCUGUCCAGGCGUAGACUACUGCAGUAUGGGGCACUCGUGCGAUGAGAAUGCGACGUGCAUGAAUCUCAAUACGAAAUACACUUGCAAAUGCAACCAGGGCUUCCAGGGUGAUGGCCUCUCUUGUCAAGAUGUGGAUGAAUGUCAAAGAGCUGGUGGACUUGACGGGCAUCAUUGUCAUUCUAACACGCAGUGUGUCAACGUGGUGGGGGGCUAUGUUUGUCAAUGCCUCCCUGGGUAUACGCGCAAAGACAAAUUUAAUUGUGUAGAAGUGGACGAAUGUGUCGGGGACACUCAUGGGUGUCAUGCAUACGCCGUGUGCACCAACACACCCGGGUCUUACACGUGCCGAUGUCGAGACGGAUAUGCGGGAGAUGGUUAUGAAUGCAGUCCGAUCUGCACAGGAGGGUGCCUGAACGGAGGUGAGUGCGUGGCCCCCGAGCAAUGCGCCUGCGCCGACGGGUUCGGAGGUGCGCGCUGCGAGCGCGAUGUAGACGAGUGUCGAGGCGCGCGGCCCGCCUGCCCGGCGCGCGCACUCUGCGUCAACACGCCCGGCUCCUACUACUGCGUGUGCGCGGCCGGCUACCGGAGAGAUGCCUUGCUUGACGGAUGCCAAGAUGUGAACGAGUGCGUGGAGGGGUUUCACACGUGUCACCCGAGUGCACGGUGCGUCAACAUUGAAGGCAGUUUCACGUGCGAAUGUGACUCGGACGAACAUUGUGAAUUAAGUUGUUCCUGGCAAGGUCGAAUACUGUCAGAUGGCGAGUCGUGGUCGGAAGCGGGCGGUUGCCGAACAUGCUCGUGCUCACGCGGGGUGGCUACGUGCGCGCGCGCCCCCUGCGCCUGUGACCUGCACGACAAUCAUACUGUAUCGUUGCAGAGUACGGCGGCAGGCACCGCGGCGCCGGUGGCGUGCUGCCCGCACUGCGAGGCGCGCUACCACUGCCGCCACCAGGAGAUGCACCACAUCACCUUCCGCAGCGGCGAGCGGUGGUUGUACCAGUGCCAGAUUUGCGAGUGCCUCUUGGGUGAGGUGGAUUGCUGGGAGCCCGAGUGCGGGCUGGACGGGGGCGCAGGGUGCUGUGCCGGAGCAGGCGGCGCGGGCGGUGAGGGCGGCGAGGGGGGAAGCGAGCUGGCGCCGCCGCACCGCCUCGAGCUCGCCGCCUGCGCACCGCCGCACUGCCUCUGCACGGGUGGGCAGUGUGCUACUUUGGUGAGCAAUCUCGCGUGUUGUGUGCAUCGGUAA
Messenger RNA from Arctia plantaginis, 2352 nucleotides. The record is from the annotation of a GenBank genome assembly. Lineage: Eukaryota; Metazoa; Arthropoda; Insecta; Lepidoptera; Erebidae.